This is a messenger RNA of Camellia sinensis, 4313 nucleotides long. RefSeq names its product squamosa promoter-binding-like protein 14. The record is from RefSeq and is a predicted model, not a curated record. NCBI's taxonomy places the organism in Eukaryota, Viridiplantae, Streptophyta, Magnoliopsida, Ericales, Theaceae. Gene Ontology annotation, cellular component: nucleus. Gene Ontology annotation, molecular function: 2 iron, 2 sulfur cluster binding; DNA binding.
CCCUUCCCUUCAUAGAACACAGCUCUUCUCUAUUCUCUUCUCUUCUCAAUAAGAAAAGGGUUUUGUUUUGUUGAAACAAGAAAAAGGUUUUAAAGUAAAAAAAAAAAAAAAAAAAGUCCGUAAAGAGACUUCCUUCCCCCCUUCUUGACCCAUCUUCAUCUUUACUGUUCCAAUUCAUUUCGUCAGAUCUCAUCUUGUUUUUGUUUUUAAAUCUUGUGAAUUCAAUUCUAUCUGGUUUCAGAUCUCCCUAAGUCCUGAUUUCGAUCCAUUUUUGGAGUCUGUAUUAGAUUACAAAACAAGAUUUUGAGCAAAUAAGGGCUUCCUGUUCCAGAUGGGCUCUCCACAGACCCCUGAACCGAGGUUUGUGGGUUGAGUAGUUGUAGUUUUGAGAGAUGGAAGAGGUAGGUGCACAAGUCUCCCCUCCGAUCUUUAUCCAUCAAACUCUUGGGGGGGAUCGAUUCCGUGAGGCAAAUCCCAUGGCAACCAAGCGUAGUCUACCAUUUCAUGCCCCUAAUUUUCAGCAGCAGCAACCCGGGUUGACCUCCGGGUACAACUGGAACGCCAAGGACUGGGUUUGGGAUAGUGUCAGCUUCAUUGCCAAACCAAUGGAAUCUGAUGUAUUAUCUCUUGCUACUGCAACACCGGUCCAGCCCCAGUCGCGACCCGGGCAACACAGAAAAAGUGACAGGGAAGGGAGUGGGCUUCCCACGUUAUUGAAGAAGAACCCUGUCAAUGAAGAUGAUGAAAGCCUUCGGUUGAAGCUUGGUGCCGGCUUGAAUUCUUUUGAGGAGAGUGUGUCAAGGCCCAAUAAGAGAGUCCGAUCUGGAUCUCCCGGCAGUGGUGGUGGUGGCAGUGGCAGUGGCAGCUAUCCAAUGUGUCAAGUUGAUAACUGCAGGGAAGAUCUGUCAAAUGCUAAAGAUUAUCACCGGCGACAUAAAGUGUGUGAGGUUCACAGCAAGUCAAGUAAAGCCUUAGUGGGAAAAGAGAUGCAAAGGUUCUGCCAACAGUGCAGCAGGUUUCAUCCUCUUACUGAGUUUGAUGAGGGAAAGCGAAGUUGUAGGCGUAGACUCGCUGGACACAACCGUCGAAGGAGGAAAACUCAGACAGAGGAUGUGUCCUCAAGCAUGUUACUCCCUGCAAACCAUGAUACCUCAGGAAAUGGAGAUUUAGACAUUGUUAAUUUGCUAACAGUUUUGGCUCAUGCACAAGGGAACAAAGAGGUCAAAAGCUCUAAUGGCUCAUCGCUACCUAACAAAGAUCAACUCAUUCAGAUUCUUAGUAAGAUAAAUUCAUUACCUUUGCCAGUGGAAUUUGAAGCAAAGUUACCCCCUGUGUCAGGAAGUUCAAGUAGAAUGACCAUUCCUGAACAAGCUUCUUCAGAUAAUCAGAGCAGCAGAUUGAAUGGAAACACGACUUCUCCAUCUACCAAGGACUUACUUACUGUUCUUUCUACUACCCUGGCAGAAUCUAGUCCUGAUGCCCUUGCAAUUCUCUCUCAAAGAAGCAGCCAGGGCGCUGAUGUGGAUGAAACUAAACUUGCUUGUUUGGACCAAGCAUUAAGUCUUAAUAUGCUAAAGGGAGCAUCUCUCGAGUUUCCUUCAGUUGGAGGAGAGAGAAGUAGUACAAGUUCCCAGUCCCCUGUUGAUUAUUCAGAUAGCCAAAUCCAAGAAACUAGAGCACAUUUACCUUUACAGCUCAUUAGUUCCUCACCUGAAGAUGAUAGCCUCCCAAAACUGGCAAGUGCCAGAAAAUACUUCUCUUCUACCAGCAGUAAUCCCACAGAUGAGACAUCACCUUUAUCUUCUCCACCUGUUGUGCAAAAACUGUUUCCAAUGCAGACCACGAGGGAAACUGAGCCUGCGAGGAUCACAACCAAUGGAGAAGUUAAUAAAAAUGUUGAAACCAGUAAUGCCCGUGGUUGUGUUACAUCGCUUGAGCUUUUUGGACGGUCAAACAUAAGUGCCAAUAACGGUUCAUUUAAAAGCUUUCCAUACAAAGCAGGGUACACAUCCUCAUCUGGGUCUGAUCAGUCACCUUCUAGUUCAAAUUCUGAUGCUCAGGAUCGCACUGGAAGGAUUAUUUUCAAACUAUUUGGCAAGAAUCCGAGCCAAUUUCCAGAAUCAUUGCGAACAGAGAUCUACAAUUGGCUAUCUCACAGCCCAUCAGAAAUGGAGAGUUAUAUUAGGCCUGGCUGUGUGGUUCUAUCCAUUUACUUAUCAAUGCCAUCUUCUGCUUGGGGGCAACUUGAAGAAAACCUUCUUCGGCAUAUCAAUUCUUUAAUUCGAGACUCUGAUACUGACUUUUGGAGAGAUGGAAGGUUUUUAGUUCAUACAGGCAGGCGGUUAGCUUCUUAUAAAGAUGGAGAGACUUGCCACUGCAAAUCCUGGAAAGCAUGGCGUUCCCCUGAGUUGAUCUCAGUGUCCCCUCUGGCAAUUGUUGGUGGGGAGGAGACCUCUCUUUUUUUGAGGGGGCGAAAUCUGAAUAUUCCUGGCACCAAAAUUCACUGCACGCAUAUGGGUGGUUACUUAUCAAAAGAAGUUCCAGGAUCAUCCGGUAGGGAAACUUUAUAUGGCGAGAUAAGCGUGGUCAAUUUUAAAGUUCAUGGGGUGGCUCCUGGUGUACUUGGUCGCUGUUUCAUUGAGGUUGAGAAUGGUUUUAAAGGCACCAGUUUUCCUGUAAUUAUAGCUGAUGCUACCAUAUGUCAGGAAUUGAGACUCCUUGAGUCUGAAUUUAAUGAAGGUGCAAAAGUAUAUGAUACUAUUUCAGAGGACCAAAUUCAUGAUUUAGGGAAACCCCGGUCAAAGGAAGAAGUCCUGCACUUCUUAAAUGAGCUAGGAUGGCUAUUCCAAAGGAAGAGAAACUCUUCAGCAAUUGAAGUUCGUGAUUAUACACUUGCUCGGUUCAAAUUUUUAUUCAUAUUCUCAGUUGAAAGGGACUGUUGUGCCUUGGUCAAAACCCUCCUAGACAUACUUUUUGAAAGAUAUUUGGAAAGGGUGGAGCCAUCAAGAGAGUCUUUGGAGAUGCUAUCAGAGAUUCACCUCUUGAAUAGGGCAGUGAAAAGAAGGUGUAGGAACAUGGUUGACUUACUCAUUCAUUAUUCUGUACUCAGUGGUAAUGAUACUUCCAAGUACAUUUUCCCUCCAAAUCUUGUUGGACCUGGCGGUGUUACACCUCUACAUCAAGCUGCUUGUACAUCUAGUUCUGAUGUUAUGGUUGAUGCUCUGACAAAUGAUCCUCAGGAGAUUGGGUUGUGCUGCUGGACCUCCCUUCUGGAUGCAAAUGGGUUGUCUCCAUAUGCAUAUGCCUUGACAAGGAAUAAUCACUCUUAUAACAGGCUGGUAGCUCAUAAGCUUGCUGACAGAAGAAAUAGUCAAGUUUCUGUAUCAAUUGGAAAUGAGAUAGACCAACAAAGGCUGGGAGCGAGUUUGGACCACCGUCAAAGGUCCCAAUUCAAGCAAGGGCCAAGUUCUUGUUCCAAGUGUGCAGUUGUGGCUUCAAGAUACAGCAGGAGAAUGCCUGGUUCCCGAGGCUUCAUUCACCUACCAUUCAUGCAUUCAAUGCUUGCCAUUGCUGCUGUCUGUGUAUGUGUCUGCCUGUUUUUGCGAGGCCGCCCGGACGUUGGUUUGGUUGCACCUUUUGAGUGGGAGAGUUUGGGUUGUGGCUCAAGUUAGUUGGAAGGGGUGAAAAUAACUAGAUGUCUAUUUUGGUGAAGCAGAAUUAAGGAAUUAUUAUUAAUUUUCUGGGGAGCAAGAGAUCAGUUGCCAGAUGCCAGGAAGGUGGAGACCUUUGGUGUGGGGUGCUGGAUAUUUAUUUCUUCCGUAACAUGAGCUUUGGUAUCUUUUUUGGGUUCGGCUGUCUUUCAUCCGCUUGUUCUCGAGAACAGAUUGGUUUUAUUGGAUAUAGGAAACUUCCAGCCGUGAAAACCUUGUUAGGAGUGUAACAUACGGGAUGAAACAAGAGGGCAUAGAAAAGACUAAAGCAAUCAUAUUAAAGUGAAACAUCGGAAGGCCCAGAUUAAAGAUAGCAGAAAAAGAGAGUAAGCAAUCGCACUCCUUUUAUAGUGUUCUUGUAUUUUUUUUCUAGUUGAUUUUGGUGUGGUCAUUUUCCUUUCUUGAUUUGUUUGAUUUCCAUGAAUACUGUAGAGAGUAGAGAAAUACUGACUUUGGACCAAAAUCAUCACUGUAAAAUAGAAGUCAAUCAGUAGGAUCAUUUAGGGGAUUGUGAUAUUUUAUGUAGUUGAAUAGUGAAAUAUUUGUUCAAGUAUAUUUAAAUUCACAGAUACGAGUAAUGAAUCUUUCAUAUUUUGCGCCAAA